Molecule: messenger RNA, 1487 nt
Organism: Pantherophis guttatus
Lineage: Eukaryota; Metazoa; Chordata; Lepidosauria; Squamata; Colubridae
Source: RefSeq, a predicted model, not a curated record
AUGGCUGCUACAUUUCACUGUGCUGCACUAGCGAAGGGGAAAAAAACAGCCAGUGGAGAGCACACAGAGCUGCUUCAGUCCACUUGUUCAACAAGGUUACAGUCAUACAAAGAAAAGUGGAGAGAGCACAUAGCCUUGAGGGGGAGGAGUGUGCUAAUUGUACAGCUCCACAAGUUUAUAAGAAGUGCAUCCUUUAUAAACAGUGCUGGAGAAAAUAUUUCCUUUGAUGACAAAGGGCAUAUAAUCACUGGAUUUGAUAUUUUCAACUGGGUCACCUGUGCAAAUAACACAUUUACAAAAGUCAAAGUUGGAUGGAUAGAACCCAACUCUUCCUCUUCACUCAACAUUCAUGAAGACUCCGUUGUAUGGCCUAUAAGGUUUAACCAGAAAAGACCACGUUCCCUGUGUAACGACCAUUGUGCUUCAGGUUCAAGUAGGAGUGAAAUUGAAGGAAAGCCAUUUUGCUGCUAUAAGUGCUUUCCGUGUCCAGAAGGGAAGAUGGCAAGUGAGAAAGAUAUGGAUGAUUGCAUACCAUGUCCGGAAGGACAAUAUCCAAACAACAAGCAUGAUUCAUGCCUUCCAAAACACAUAGUUUUUCUCUCUUAUGAAGAUCCAUUAGGGACCAGUUUGGCCACUACUGCAAUUGUCUUUGCUUGCAUUGCCACUGUGGUGCUUGGGAUCUUCAUCAAAUACCAGGACACUCCCAUAGUCAAGGCCAACAACCGGAACAUCACCUACCUUCUCCUCAUCUCCCUUGUGCUCUCAUUCCUUUGCAGUUUAUUAUUCAUUGGAAAACCUGAAAAGGUGACCUGCCUUUUGCGACAAACUGCUUUUGGGAUUGUCUUCUCAGUAGCCAUUUCUUGUAUAUUGGCAAAAACCAUCAUUGUGAUUUUAGCUUUCAUGGCUUCAGUACCAGGAUCCAAGAUGAGGAGAUGGCUGGGCAAACGAUUAGAUAAUUACAUCGUUGUUUCCUGUUUCCUUGUUCAAGUUGUUAUUUGCAUUGUAUGGCUUGUAACCUCACCCCCAUACUCAGAUGCUGAUAUGAACUUAGUGGCAGAUGAAAUCAUUCUGGGAUGUAACGAAGGCUCUACUGUCAUGUUUUACUGUGUUUUAUUCUACCUGCUUUUCCUUGCCAUUGUUGGUUUUAGUGUGGCUUUCCAAGCCCGGCAUUUACCAGACAGUUUUAAUGAAACCAAGUUCAUCUCUUUCAGCCUGUUGUGCUUUUGCAGUGUCUGGUUGUCCUUUUUUCCAACAUAUCUGAGCACCAAGGGGAAAUACAUGGUGGCUGUGGAGAUCUUUUCCAUAUUAUCCUCCAGUGCAGGGCUACUGGGUUGCAUCUUUUUCCCCAAAUGCUUUGUUAUUCUAGUAAGGCCUGAUCUGAAUAAUAAAAAGCAGUUGAUGAGAGGAAAGAAAGAAGAACUAUAAUUCCAUAUUUUUUCAGUUUUAAAAAGAAUACAUUGUCAUACGUAUUCAAUAAAGACCACUCA